This is a messenger RNA of Closterium sp. NIES-65, 437 nucleotides long. NCBI's taxonomy places the organism in Eukaryota, Viridiplantae, Streptophyta, Zygnematophyceae, Desmidiales, Closteriaceae. The record is from the annotation of a GenBank genome assembly.
CCAACUCAGGAGCAACCAGCUUUCGGGGCCGAUUGACAUCGUCAUACAGAACAUGAAGAAUCUCACCCAGCUAAGCCUGAGCGGAAAUCGGUUCUCCGGGCGUCUGCCCAGCCUUACCUAUCCAUUUAUCGAAAAGUACUCGGUGAACAACAACUUCUUCUCGCAUGGCCAGGUCAAGUUCACCAACUGCUCAGCAGUCACAUGGAGUGUCGAUAGCAACUGCCUCUCCAGCAACCUUCGCAUUUGUGGCCUUCCUCACAUCCCAAAGCCCACUUCAACCUGUGCUGCAUUCUGUGGGUUGGACAUCGGUGCUGCUCGCCCUGUGUGUGGGGGGCAUGGCUACUGCUCUGUGAAUGACUUCACUGCAAUUGGAGAGUGUGUCUGUGAUCCCAAUUACAUGCUCAACAACAGCAACACCAACACCUGUGUGCCUGGGG